GUUCCUGCUCUCCCAGCCAGCAGGGUGGACCCGGCCUCGCCUCCUCCCUUCGGGCUCGGGCGGCGCAGGCGCAGCAGAGGCAGCCGGGAGGCCGAGGACCAGAGCUCCGGCUCCGGCUCCCGCUCCACCCGCCCAGCCAGCUCCCGGCUGGUCUGCGGCCACCGGGACGCGUCGGGCAGGGCCGGCGGGCGGCGUCGCCAUGGGCUCUGGCUGGAGCAGCGAGGAGGAAGAGGAGCGGCAGCCGCUGCUGGGACCGGGGCUCGGGCCUGCGCCCGGGGCUGCGCGCAGGGGACGGGAGGCGGCGGCCGUGCUGCCCGCGGCCGGCCCGGGCCCCGGGAGGGUGUACGGGCGCCGCUGGCUGGUGCUGCUGCUCUUCUCGCUGCUCGCCUUCGCACAGGGCCUGGUCUGGAACACCUGGGGCCCCAUCCAGAACUCGGCGCGCCAGGCCUUUGGCUUCUCGGGCUGGGACAUCGCGCUGCUGGUACUGUGGGGGCCCAUCGGCUUCUUGCCCUGCUUCGCGUUCAUGUGGCUGCUGGAUAAGAGAGGUCUGCGGGUGACUGUGCUCCUGACGUCCUUCCUUAUGGUCUUGGGAACUGGUCUAAGAUGCAUACCUGUGUCAGACUUAACCCUUAAGAGAAGAUUAAUCCAUGGUGGGCAGUUACUGAACGGCCUGGCGGGUCCAACGGUCAUGAAUGCAGCGCCGUUCCUCUCCACGACCUGGUUUUCUGCUGACGAACGAGCCACGGCCACAGCCAUUGCAUCGAUGCUGAGUUAUCUGGGUGGAGCCUGUGCGUUCCUCGUCGGGCCCCUCGUUGUCCCAGCUCCCAACGGGACGUCACCCCUUCUCGCAGCGGAGAGCAGCAGGGCUCAUAUUAAGGACCGAAUCGAGACUGUGCUGUAUGCAGAGUUUGGAGUUGUCUGCCUAAUAUUCUCUGCCACCCUCGCUUAUUUUCCACCCCGGCCUCCCCUUCCUCCCAGUGUUGCUGCAGCGAGCCAGCGGCUGAGUUACCGGCGCAGCUUUUGUAGGUUACUAAGCAAUUUGAGGUUUUUGAUGAUUGCCUUGGCAUAUGCGAUCCCACUUGGCGUGUUCGCUGGCUGGUCUGGAGUUCUGGACUUAAUUUUAACACCAGUGCAUGUUAGUCAAGUAGAUGCUGGCUGGAUUGGAUUUUGGUCCAUAGUUGGAGGCUGUGUUGUUGGGAUAGCUAUGGCAAGGUUUGCAGAUUUUAUCCGGGGUAUGCUGAAGUUAAUUCUCCUCCUCCUGUUUUCUGGGGCUACACUGUCCUCCACGUGGUUCACCCUGACCUGUCUAAACAGCAUCACCCACUUACCUUUGACAACAGUGACACUGUACGCUUCCUGCAUCCUCCUGGGAGUGUUCUUGAACAGCAGCGUCCCCAUAUUUUUUGAGCUUUUUGUGGAAACUGUCUACCCUGUUCCAGAAGGAAUUACUUGUGGAGUUGUCACUUUUUUAAGUAAUAUGUUCAUGGGAGUGCUUUUAUUUUUUGUCACAUUUUAUCAUACAGAGUUGUCUUGGUUCAACUGGUGCCUUCCCGGGUCAUGCCUCCUCAGUCUUCUCCUCAUCCUGUGCUUCAGGGAGUCCUAUGACAGACUCUACCUAGAUGUGGUCGUCUCGGUUUAAGUCCACAGACGUGCAGACGUUAAAGGGAUGUCAGUCCUGCACACUCGCUUGGAAUGGCACAUUCAAUAGGGAAAAAAAGGCGAAGGAAGAAACUUUCAGAGGUUUUUUUGUUGUUGUUGUUAAGUUGCAGCACCUCACAUUAAUUUAAUGACUACUAUAGGUAAUAAUGAUGCAAGACUUAAGUGUCACAGGGAUUUGGAAACUCUGUGGCUGCACACAUGUGCGAGUGCACACCAGUGCUGGCAGCAUACUUGUGCUGGACUCUGGGGUUGAGGUGUGACAUCCCGGGAUGCACUGCCCACGUAAGUACCACCCUGUGUGCAUUGUGCCAGUGCUAACCUACUGAUGAGCUGCAUUAUGGGAAGAAGCAAGGGCAUCGGUCCCAAGAAGAUGACUCCUCCUAGGUAUACAGCAGAGGAGUAGGGGAACCGCCACUAACUUCUAAAGACGUUGGACCCUGUGUCAGAUUUUAAUUACAAAAUAGCCGAGCUGUACACCAGUGAUAAAAGUUAGCCACAUGUACACUACGUGUUUUUCUAAUAAAGCCAUUUCUUAUAUGACUCCUUAUUCUCAAUCAGGUUGGAAGCCUUUCUCUGCCUUUGGGUACAGGCGCUGCCUCUUUUCCCCUCGCCCUUGUUUCUGGGAAUAUAGCGGCAGUCACAGCAGCGAGGUGACUAAAUGCCUGGUAGGGUUGCAUUAACUGUCGUGUGAAAAGUGAACUAUGUUAUGAUGUAGCACUUUGUUAUUAAAUGAAAUGAGAGCCACACGAAGCAUGUGUGUCCUAAACACCUUAUGGUGGCGCAAAUGUAAAGUCCAGUGCCCACUGUUAUUUACCGGCUUAGAUUAUAUUUAAAUGACUCCCAUUUGAAAAGGACAGUGUAUAACAUUGAAGGUUUCAGAUGUGUGUGUGUGUGUGUGUGUGUGAUUUCUAAAUUGCACAG
This is a messenger RNA of Acomys russatus (golden spiny mouse), 2580 nucleotides long. It is a transcript of the gene Slc49a4, whose product is annotated as solute carrier family 49 member 4. Gene Ontology annotation, cellular component: intracellular membrane-bounded organelle; membrane. The record is from RefSeq and is a predicted model, not a curated record. Bases 200 to 1639 code for a protein of 479 amino acids. Lineage: Eukaryota; Metazoa; Chordata; Mammalia; Rodentia; Muridae. The transcript is spliced from 9 exons.